Molecule: messenger RNA, 1455 nt
Organism: Penicillium taxi
Lineage: Eukaryota; Fungi; Ascomycota; Eurotiomycetes; Eurotiales; Aspergillaceae
Product: glycosyltransferase family 31 protein
Exons: 1
Coding region: 1-1455 (484 amino acids)
Cellular component (GO): membrane
Molecular function (GO): acetylglucosaminyltransferase activity
Source: RefSeq, a predicted model, not a curated record
AUGCUCCUUCAAGGCCGAGAAAAGGCGAUCCCGGCCACCUGGGCCUGGAAGAAAAUGAUGCGCUUUGUGGUCAUCUUUAUAUCUGUGGCAGGUUUCGCCGCUCUAUUAUGGCCUUCGUCCGAUGAACACAAUACGCUGCUAUAUACCCCCUCCAAUAUUACCAUUUCCAAGUCCGUGAAGUGUGAUCCAGAUCUUGAAACCUUGCGCCGACUCGAUGUCAAGACACUAGCCGCCUACACGCGUCGGGAGAUGCUAGUGAAUAUAACGGACGAAUCGCUACCUAUAACCCAUGCGCUCGAUAUGCCGCUACUAUCCAUGAAAAAUACUAAGACAUCGCAGCAUGUAGGUGUCGAGGAGAUAUCAGAUGGCUGCACCGUUCCAAUCCCAGUGUCUGUGCAAGUCCCCCAACCACCGAAGUUGGCCGAUGCUUCUCACAUUGAUUUUGGCGUUGCUACAACUAUAUCGCGACUGAACGACUCCCUGGAUCAAUUUGCUCAUUGGGCAGGCUAUACACGCACCCGAAUUUUUGCUUUGGUAGAACCCGAGAAGGAUAGUGGAAAUGGAGUCAACUAUCUAAGGACCAAGGCCGACGCUCUUGGCAUUAACCUGGUGGUCACGGUAUCUGAUGACGACUAUCUGUACCGCUAUUUUGCCCUCGUCCCAUUGCUGCAGCAGAACAUGCGCGAGUCAACACGCUGGGGGUGCAUUAUCGAUGACGACACGUUUUUCAUCUCCAUGGCGGCUCUGGUAGACGCAAUGGAUGGCUACGAUCAUACAAAGCCCAUGUAUGUUGGAGGUUUAUCAGAGGGAAUGCCACAGAUUGCUGUAUUUGGCAUGAUCGCGUUUGGAGGCGCUGGCGUCUUCUUGUCGAGACCACUCUUGAAUGAAAUCACAGCCGUGUACAAUGAAUGUGAACAGAUGACAUAUACCGGUGACCGCCGUCUCGCUAACUGCAUUUACCAAUACACAACAACGCGAUUGACCGUGGACCAUCGGCUCCGCCAACUAGAUUUGAUGAAGGAUGCCUCUGGAUUCUUCGAGUCAGGCCGAGAACCACCUCUGUCGGUGCACCAUUGGAAAUCCUGGUUCGAAAGCAACAUUCCCAAGCUCGCUGUGAUCUCCAACCUUUGCGGAGACACAUGUCUGCUGCGUCGGUGGUUCUUCAAUGACAAUUGGUACCUGACGAAUGGGUUCUCCAUUGUUCAAUAUGGCUUCGAGAACACCCCUGCCCCGAACGACAUCACCAUGGAAAUGUCCUGGGAACCGCACAAUGGUGCAACCGACGAAUCUUACCUACACGAGCUAGGUCCUCUCCGCCGUAAGGACGAUGGUAAAGUCAGCUACCUACUCGAAGAUGCUAUCGUCGACUCAGAUGGCCGUGUAAGACAAUGGUACAUUAAGCGUGAUUCGAAGAACGGUGAUGAGAUUAUAGAGCUCUUGUGGCGUAAACAGUGA